This is a messenger RNA of Saccostrea echinata, 3652 nucleotides long. RefSeq names its product kelch-like protein 18. Bases 160 to 2034 code for a protein of 624 amino acids. The transcript is spliced from 8 exons. The record is from RefSeq and is a predicted model, not a curated record. Lineage: Eukaryota; Metazoa; Mollusca; Bivalvia; Ostreida; Ostreidae. Gene Ontology annotation, molecular function: protein binding.
UAUUUUGAUUUUUAAAUCGAACUGAAAUUGUUGAUUUGGAAAAAAAAAAAAAUUCGGAAGCCAUAUUAUCAAGAGCACUUUAGAUAAAGAAUGCCACAGUAGGUGGAACUCCGAAGGUGACAUUAAAGAUGUAUCUGUAGAACACAGAACUUUAUUAGAAUGGCAGUGUAUUUGGGAAAGCGUGAUACAGUUUCCCUACCUGUGAAUUUUUGUCCUUCUCUCCUACGAGGAAAUCGAGGAAGCAUGGAGUCUGUAAUGAGCAUUAAUGGAUCCUGUGAGUCGGGGGAUGAUUACCGGUAUGCCGAGGUGUCCCACCCAGCUCAGAUGUUAGCAGGUAUGCAGACAUUGAGACGGAAUGGUAAGCUUUGUGAUGUUACCUUGUGUGUUGAUGGACGGGAAUUCCCUUGUCAUAGGUGUGUUCUAGCUGCUUUCAGUUCAUACUUUGAUGCCAUGUUUAGCGGUAAUAUGGUAGAAAGCCAGCAAAGCAAGGUUACCAUAAAUGGAAUUGAGUCAUCUAUUUUAGAAAAACUUUUGGACUAUGCAUACACAUCAGAAAUCACUAUAAACAGACAAAAUGUGCAAAGUCUCCUCGCUGCCUCUAACUUGCUGGAGAUCAUUCAAGUCAAAGAAGCUUGCUGUCAUUAUUUAGAACAGAAUAUGGAUGAAACAAAUGCAGUAGGCAUCCACUGUUUUGCUGAAAUCCAUGCUUGUGAUGAACUUCAACUUAAGUCUAAAGACUUUAUCCUGCAAAACUUCACAGCUGUCUCCCAGCACGAGGAAUUCAACAACCUGUCUCAAAGCAAACUGACAGAGCUACUGUCUGAUGAUGAACUGAUUGUGGAUUCUGAGGAGACGGUUUAUGAGGCAGCAAUGCGCUGGCUGGAUCACAGCAGUGAGAGUCGAAUAAGAGAAUUCUACCAUGUGUUAGAGUGUGUCAGAUUACCUAUGAUUAACCCGUACUACCUACACGACUUUGUGGAACAGAAUGAUGUCAUUAAAGCUUGUGAACAAUGUAAGAAAUUGGUGGAUGAAGCUAAGAAUUUCCACCUUCUUCCUGACAGAAGGACUGAAUUCAACAAUAAACGCAUGAGGAUACGUAAAUCAGCAGGUUUUGUGGAGGUGGUGGUGGCUGUGGGAGGAGAGGAUGAUAAGGUGGUGUUGAGGAGUGUGGAGACUUUUGAUCCAAACACACUGACCUGGAAACCACUAGCUUGUCUGCCAUUUGCAAUCAGUAAACAUGGACUUGUGUCUGUUGGUGGAUCCUACCUGUAUCUGGCUGGAGGGGAGUAUCCAGAUGGAAAUGCCAGUCGGAGUGUCUGGAGGUAUGAUCCAUGUCUGGAUACCUGGGAUGAAAUGCAAAGCAUGCAGACUCCAAGAUCUGAGCUAGGACUGGCUAUGCUAGAUGGAUACAUGUAUGCUGUAGGAGGCUGGGACGGGACUAUGAGACUGGAUACUGUAGAACAGUAUAACCUUUACACCAAUGUCUGGUGUUACAUCUCCAAUAUGAAGAUGGCAUUGACCAGUCCAGCUGUGGCCCCAGUGGACGGUUGUCUCUAUGUAACAGGGGGAGCCAUUUUGGAUGAUGGAGAUGGGAUAGAACUUGUCCAGUGUUACAACCCUCGCUCCGAUGUCUGGACAGAGAAGUCCCCCAUGUUGAUUCCACGGUCAGGUUCGGGGGCCUGUGUACUGGAUGGCAUGAUAUACAUCAUAGGUGGAUGGCACGCUUCUACAGAAAACACUAACAAAGUGGAGUGUUAUAAUCCUCGUACCAACCAAUGGAUCCAAAAGGCCUCAUUGUCCGAGCGGAGGUACCGCCCAGGGGUGGCUGUCGUGGGCGGGAAGAUCUACGUGUGUGGGGGAGAAGAGGGAUGGGACAGAUACCAUGACACGAUCGAGUGUUAUGAUCCUGAGUCAGAUAGCUGGGAAAUUAUUGCAGAAAUGCAGUCAAGCAGAAGCUGGUUAAGUUGUGUUGCCAUGGUGAUCAGAAAGGAAAUAAUCAACAAAGAAAGGUCCUCCCCAUUUGGCAACGUCUGAUUGGAUGAGAUCUUUAACAUAGUUAGAAUCAAGUGACAAUAUCUACAAAGUUAGAAUCAUGAGACAAUAUCUACAAAGUUAGAAUCAUGUGACAUUAUCUACAAAGUUAGAAUCAUGUGACAAUUUCUACAAGUCUGAACCUCAUGUGACAGUUUACAAUUAAGGACUGUUUAGAAGGAAGACAUCACAAAUUAUCAGGUAUGAGUAGGGUUGUCGCCCGAGGACAUUUGUGCCUGGGGGUGAUAACCUUAAUCAGACUUGAUAAUUUGUGAUGCCUCCCUUCUAUACAGUCCAUAAUAGUAUUAUCAUCCUGAAGAAUCUAAAUUUGAUAAGAUAGAGUAGAAAAUUUCAGUCAAACUUUAUGUUCUCCUACCCACUGCUCUGAUUCCAUACUUUCAAAAACAUGUCAGCAGACAACUUUGAUGUCACUAUUGGAAUUUAUUGUUUACCAAUCCUGCAUAUAUAGAUCAAUUAUAUACAUGUAUAUGAGUUAUCUUGCUUACAACAUUUUAUUUUCAUCUAAAGGGAGAUAAUACAGUUCUCACCCUGUGCAUGAGGGAGAUAUCAUGAAUUGUCUCCUUGCAUGUGACAUGCUCUUGGCCAAUCAGAUUGACUGUAUUAUUCUGAAGGAUAAUAAUAUCUAUUAUGUUACUGAAUGGGUUGUCUUUCUAACAUCCUUCAUCUAAUUAAUAAAGCAGCAUGAUAAUAGAACAAAAGAUUCCUAUAACUGUUAAAACUUAAACAUUAACCCAUAGUCAGAAAUGUUUAAGUAUCUCAUCAUUUAAGCGUUCCAUGUUAUAGUUACCUUAAAAAUUUAAGAAGAGUGUAAUCAAGGUAUGUUAGUUCAUUGUAUAUAUGUUACUCAUUCUAAAUUUCUGUUGUUUUUUGUUGCUUUUUUUUCAUUUUCACAAUUUCAAAACCUGUAUAAAAUAAUAGUUCAUUGUACAUGUAUAUAUGUUACCCAUUCUAAAUUUCUUGGUUUUUUUUUUUCCAUUUUCACAAUUUCAAAACCUGUAUAAAAUAUGGUUGUUAAAUACAGUGGAGCUGGCCUCCCAAUAUAUUUUGUGUUCAGAGAAAUGCUGGAAAUAAGCUUUUAUUCAAUGUUGUGUGCAAGUACUUAAUCGGAGUUAACUAGAGUUAGCCCCCUUAACACAUCUUUGCUGGACAAAGAAUUCCCACUUAUUGCAAUUUCUUAGAUAUAUGCGUGAUUUAUGCUUGCAUUUAAUCUUUAUUUACAUUUAAUCUGAUGCUGUCAUCAGAAAAAAACCUAUAGUCAAAGAUAUAUUUAAAAAAAUCAAGGGUAGCAAUGAUUGAGCUCUCUAGUCUUGUGUGACAUAAUUGUGUACUGGGGUGAAUAAGUACCCAGUAUAUGUACUGCAUUCUUUUCCUUUGGAAUUACAGCAGUGCACAGAUGUCUCUGCAGUGACAAAUAUUUAUAUAAACAUGUAUAUGUAAUUUAUGUUCUAGUUGCACUGAAAUGUUCUACAAAAUUAAACACACUGCCAGAUAUGUUUUUUUUUUUUUUGAAACACUAAAGUAGUUUACAUUACAUCACCACUAAGGUCACCUGAAUUUUAUUCAUCAUGAAAAUUUAAGAAUUAAAAAAUAACCAAUCUUG